AUGAUAUUUCGUAUAUCUCAUGUUUAUGGUGGAGGAAGAGACUGUGCUCGUGGUCGCAGCGGCGGAGGAAGAAAUCACACUCGCGUUUACGGUGACAAAGGAGGAAAUCAGGCUUGCAGUUAUAGCUCCGACACGGCAGUGAUGCUUUUGGAAAUGAUGGCGACGGUGGUUACAGUUGGAAUCAAUAGGAUGAAGAAGGAGAUUAUGCUAGUGAUUACGGUGGAAGAGGAAGAAAUCCGGGUCGAGACCGUAGUUCCGAUAUGGAGGUUGUGGUUUCGGACAUCGUGA
Messenger RNA from Arabis nemorensis, 288 nucleotides. The record is from the annotation of a GenBank genome assembly. Lineage: Eukaryota; Viridiplantae; Streptophyta; Magnoliopsida; Brassicales; Brassicaceae.